Molecule: messenger RNA, 2429 nt
Organism: Aedes aegypti (yellow fever mosquito)
Lineage: Eukaryota; Metazoa; Arthropoda; Insecta; Diptera; Culicidae
Product: glucose dehydrogenase [FAD, quinone]-like
Exons: 1
Coding region: 355-1947 (530 amino acids)
Molecular function (GO): ecdysone oxidase activity; flavin adenine dinucleotide binding
Source: RefSeq, a predicted model, not a curated record
GUCAGAAACUCCUAAUCCGAUCGGAAAUUGAAAGAACUGUUUUUUUUUCAGAUCCACCCUAAUAUAAAGUCUUUAAUUUUGUCUUACACAUUUCCGUUCUCUUCUUUUACACAUUUCAGAUUUAUUUAUAUAUUUAUUUAUUUCCUUCGAAUUAUCUUGGUUAUCAGCCAAUAAAGCUUUAUCAAGUUAAUAGAAAAAAUACGUAACACUGAAACUCAUUUUCGAAAACAUAUGCACACUCAUUUGGAAUCCAUAAUAUAAAGAAACAUAAAAGGAUCAUUUUUUUGAUGAAGGUGAACGCCAUUCAGAGCACUGGUCAGGUAAUGGAAGCAACUGCAUUGAUAUCCAAAACUAAUGAGCAAGAACUCAUUGCAGAUUAUCGGACUGCAGCCCAGUAUGCUACGAACUAAAGUUGAUUGGCAGUAUGAUACGGAGCGAGCCAAUGGCUCGAGCCUUGGUACGAUCAAUGGAACUUACUGGCCGAGGGGGAAAAUGUUAGGUGGAUCCAGUGCAAUCAACGGAGCGAUGUACAUUCGAGGCAAUCAGGAUGAUUACAAUGAAUGGGAACGCUUGGGAAAUGUUGGCUGGGCCUGGAAUGAUGUUUUGAAAUAUUUCAUCAAAUCGGAGUAUAACCUUAAUCCAGAGGUUGUGGGCAGCUAUGGAGGGAAUUACCAUGGUAUUGGGGGAUAUUUAAGUGUAGAGCGAUAUGGUAGGAACAAUGCGUACAGUGAAAUACUCAGGCAAGCAACUAUAGAAGCAGGCUAUAAGCAACUGCUGGAUUUGAACGGAGAGGAGCAUAUUGGUUAUGGCAGAGUUCAACUCACGGCGGAGGGAGCUACUCGUGCUAGCACCGCCAAGGCUUUUCUGAACACAAUUCAGAAUCGGAAAAACUUACACAUAAUCAAGAACGCAUUUGUUGUGUCACUACAUUACGAAUCAGGGAAUGCUGUUCGUGGCGUUAACAUGAUCGUCGAUAAUCAAUACUCUUUAAGAGCUGUUGCAUCGAAGGAAGUCAUCCUGUCAGCAGGUGCGAUCAACACUCCUCAGCUACUGAUGUUGUCUGGCAUUGGAAGGCGCGAGUAUUUAGAACCAUUCAAUAUACCGAUUCGAUCAGAAUUGGAUGUCGGAGGAAAUCUCCAAGACCAUGUGUUUAUACCGAUAUUUUUUGGCAUUGGAAAACCAAUUUCCAACAUCACAAAAAUAAACCAAGAAGUAUUGUUGGAUUUGUUUGACUUCACUCUUCGUGACAGAGGUACUUUCAUCUAUCUCAACAGAAUAGACGAUAUCAUGGGAUUUGCUAAUACGGAGAACAGUGGUGCAAAGUUCCCAAAUAUACAGUUUAUUAACAAGUUAAUUCCCAAAAACGAUACAAAUGCUUUAGGAUAUUACACAAGCAUGGGAUACAAACGAAAUAUUUUGGACUCAAUCAGAUCUCACAUUCAAAGGCAGGACGUAGCUAUAGUGUGGGUCGUUGGCAUUGAUCCCAAAUCUCGUGGGCGGCUUCGUAUAAAGUCAGGAAAUCCUUACGACCAUCCAAUAAUUGAAACAGGAUAUUUCAACGAUCCAAAUGAUCUGGACGUGCUGCGUGAAGGCAUCCGGAUGCAACAAAACCUAUUCAACAUGCCAGCUUUCCGGAACUACGAAACGAGCGAACUGAGAAUAGACAUUCCCGAGUGUGAAAUAUGGGAAUACAAUUCGAACGAUUUCUGGGAAUGUUACAUCAGACAUAUGAGCACAACAAUCUAUCAUGCAUGUGGCAGCGCUAAAAUGGGACCGUGGAGUGAUCCAGGAGCGGUGGUAGAUUCACAAUUGAAGGUUUUUGGAGUAGAGCGCUUGCGAGUGGUAGAUGCCAGCAUAAUGCCGACUAUAACCAGCGGAAACACCAAUGCUCCAACGAUUAUGAUUGCAGAGAAGGGCGCCGAUAUGAUAAAGAAUGCACACGCUUGAAAAUUUUAGUAUCGUGAAUAAGUGUUGUCAAGAGUUAUUAAACUUUCACGUAAGAAAUGAUUUUCUGAAGCUGUUAUACAAAGAGAAGAAAUGCUAAAAAGUCUGCAUCAUCGCAGUAAUUUGUUUGAAAAGUUAUGACGGUGGGGAGUUGCAGACCAACUUAAUAAUAAGUCAAGAAUGAAAACGUGUAAUACGACUGCCGUCAAACGAUAGUUUUUUAUUUUUAUUUUAUUUUCUUUUUAUUUUAUUGUAAACAUAUUUUACAUAGUCACGGGUUCUUAGCGUUAAGGUCAAAAUAGGAUUUUAAAAGACUUGAAAACGUUUUUCCUUCCAGUUGUGCCCAGUAAAUAAAAAAAAUUAAAAAUAAUGUUAAAACCAGUUCAGUGCAUUGAUAUACCUAAACAACAGGCUGUCCAUUAGGGCGGUUCAAAGUUUAAAAGUGUUUGAACAUCUAAUACCAUCCUUAUCAUAAGAAUAGUGUU